Messenger RNA from Phytophthora infestans T30-4, 1638 nucleotides. RefSeq lists its product as uncharacterized. The transcript has 2 exons. Bases 139 to 1443 code for a protein of 434 amino acids. Gene Ontology annotation, molecular function: chromatin binding. NCBI's taxonomy places the organism in Eukaryota, Oomycota, Peronosporomycetes, Peronosporales, Peronosporaceae. The record is from RefSeq and is a predicted model, not a curated record.
GCCAGAGCUGGCUGGCACCGAGGACGAAGGGGGAGCUUCAGUCCGGAAUCGUCUUUGCGCAGUGUUGGACUAGAAUCCUGCAGGUAGCUUUGCGCCGGAGGCGUUUUGAAUCUGAUGCCAAGUAUGGUGACAGGAACAAUGGAGCGCACAGGCAGCUCGGAGGAGUCCCAUAAGCCUGUGGACGAGCAACAGCAAAGCUCGACGGACGAGGAAUUUAAGAAUGCAAAAAGCGGGGACACAACAAGCAGUGACGAGGAAUCUUCUCCCAAGAGGAUAACGCGCGUGCGAGUUCGACAGACAGCAGUCGGCUCGGAGCUGGAGACCGACGGCCCUAGGACGCGCGGUGCCAGCAAGGCAAAGAUAACCCCGACCCUUGCCCCGAAGACUAGCAAGGGAAGGAAGAGUAAUGGGAAGACCCCAGCGAAGAAAAGUCAAAAGGAUGGCGAGUCGGACGACAGCGAAUCGGGAGGUGACUACGUUCACGUCCAAGUUGGCGACUGCGUCAUGCUGGAUUCGGGAGACCCGGAUGAUCCCUACGUCGCACUAGUGAGCUCAGUUCAGACCUCACAGCGGCAUGACCGAGCUGUAUCCACCUUUAUGGCGCAGUGGUACUACAAGCCUUACGACGUCAAGGGUGAGGUCAAGGCCUUGAUCAAAGGUGGCGUCCUGGAAAACGAGGUGUUUCUAUCGCCACACAAGGAUAGAAAUUCGAUCGACGCUGUGAUUGAGGUGUGUCAGGUUGUGUCUCCUGAGGAGUAUAAUGACAUUCAGGACGAGAUCAAGCGUGGGUAUCGCGAAAAAGGCAAGAUGUUUUAUGUGUGUCGCUACAAGUACUAUCCGAACCGGAGCAACAUCAAAAAGGCGCUGGAGGUUGUUGAGAACGAAGCCAUCCGAAGCGGACUGGGCCGCCCCAAACCCAAUGUCGGCGUCAGCUACCAGGCAACCAUACCGGACUUCAUCGAGCCAGCUCUGAGUGAUCCCGCAAUACGACCACGGCAAAUGUGGUCGCCACUUGUUGCAACAAAACAAAGUCAGACUUUUAUUCAAUUUCGGGAUUUGGUGGACACGCUUAGGUUCGCAGUGGGAAACAUUGUGAAGACAUACCGACCAGAAGUGAAACCUAUGGGACAUCAACGCGGGAUUAUCCUUCAGUAUUUCCUGUCGGAUUCGAUUCAGGUUUGUGUGUCGACUGGAAAGGUGUUCACAGUGCUGAAGAGCGAGCUGUGCUCGCCACUCUCAGAAGACCUGGCGAUACAGCAAUUGUACCUUUCAAGAUUUAACUUAUCGCAAGCUGCAUACGGGUGCUCCAAGACGAUUCUUCAGGCACAGCGUAAGGAGAGGAAGGCUUUUCGUAGAGAAGUGGAACUAUUUGCUAAGGCGAAAAGUGCAGCAGAAGUCGAUAACAGCCUUCAGGAAGGGGACAGUCGGAAGCGCAAGAAGUAGGAAGCACAACUCGUUCGUUAAUGGAAUUACAAAACUCGCAUUUUGAUCGUAAAAAAAUCUGCCUUGCCUCGGUUGUGUACGGCUUCUGGGUUGUCCUCUUCUCAUUUCUUACAGUUUCGCAGAAGGUUUGGGCGCCUUCAUGUCAUCCUCCUUGAUCGCCUUCAGUUGAUCGAGCAAGUAAGCCAUGUCGAACGC